UUUUAAUAAAUGUAGUACGAAUCACAAGUUUUGAGAAGGUCAAUUCUUUAUUCAGUCAUACUACAAUUAACUGACCUGUCGCAUGAUUCAUAUCCACUAAAUCUAACACUUCACACUGGAUUAUAAAAUGCUAAAUCAGAACAAUCAACCUGUUUGGAAUUCUGUAGAUAAACACAUUGAACCAUUGUUGAAACGCGUUUUACAAACGCAAAGAAUUGGUGUAUCGUGUGGUAAAGUUGAAGUAAACAAUAUCACAUCUAGUUGUGGAAAGGACCGAGGUGAUCGUUUCUACCUUUCUAUACCUUAUGCUGGAAAGACAAUCAGUUGGAAUGUGUUGUUCAAUUCACUGUGCCCAGAGCUGAGCCCAGAUUUUUUAUUUGAUGAUGACAGUUUCCUUGCUGACCCAGACCUGAAUUCUAUUGUAACCCAUGUCCCAAGCCUAGCCAGUUGGGAUGUGACAAAUGACGAUGCCUUGCUCAUGGUUAUCGUUGAACUUCUCUUAUAUUACAAGGAACAUCAGAUUAACCUUCUUGAAAAACAAGGAGAACGGUUGAAAUUUGAGUACAGCACUUUAGUCGGCGAGACCGAAAUAUGUGCCGAAGACCUAGAAGUAAUAUCAUUGCCAAUAGGUGCGAGGCACGUUGAAACUCGAUUCCUAAUACGUAUGGCAAUGGAUUUUUCAAAAUUACCAGAACGCAUUUCUCAUCCUCAAGACGAUGAAGCUAUGCUGCUUGUAACCUUCAAUGGACCAGAUUGUAAUCGUAUAACACCAGAACUAUAUCUUUCUAAGAGUUUAGAAGAUGCUUUUGGAGGCCCAGCAGCUCUUCAUAUACCGCCGUUCCAGUCAUCAAAAUACCUGAUGGAUUAUGUACCAGAAGUGAAAGGAUAUAUAAAUGAAAAAAUCAAUUUACUAGCAAUGUGCUUCGAGAAGAGGAAGAGUUUCAUAGCAGCACUACUUCUGUUAAAGCGUGGUAGCAUCAUAGAAUACGAUGCUGUGGAAGCCAGUAAUGCGACGUUGCUGGUUGAACACCGAGACUUUUAUUGCAUGAUUCAUUUCAAAUUGCCAACAACAUUUCCAAAGGAACCUCCACAAGUCACUUUGCGGUCUAUAUAUCACAUGACUUCACUAGGGACACUCUUCAGUCAAAAUGUAGAAGAUCUUCCAUACAGCCCCCGAUGGGCGCCAUUUGAGAUGGUUACGAAAGCACUGAAUCAUAUUGCAGAAAAGGAAAUUCAAAAAUUUCAGACCAACUCUGUAAAGAAUAGUCACUUCUGAAUUAGUAAAUACAAAAGUCUGAUACACGAAAACAGUUAUUUGGUAACAGCCCAACAUCAUUGCAUACCGUUUACCGAAUAGUAACAUAUUUUUCAUGUACUGUAAUUAAUAAGUCUAUUAACAAAAAGUUUAUAUAAAUUGUAUAAUAACUGCUUUGAAAUAUUACCUAAAUUAGAAAAACAUUUCAUUAGUCUUACUUUAUCAUCUGUGAUGCGUCGAUUGAAUCUCUGUGAUUCGACAGUAAAUGAGGCCAAGUGCCAUGUUUAUUAAGUUAGGAUUGGGAAAUCAAAACUAGGAUUAAAACUACGGCGAAUUCUACGAAAGAAUGCAUACUGACUUCGAAUUUACAUAUUCGCAAAUUACAUUAGUUUCAUUUCAAUUUUCAGUGCUUGUAAAAAGUUGGUUUAGACUAAGAGGUAAACUCGGCGGUGACUUCCAGGAGCAGAUUUUAGAGACGAAAUCUUUUAGAAUUGGUUUUCAA
This is a messenger RNA of Diprion similis, 1757 nucleotides long. RefSeq names its product BRISC and BRCA1-A complex member 2-like. NCBI's taxonomy places the organism in Eukaryota, Metazoa, Arthropoda, Insecta, Hymenoptera, Diprionidae. The transcript is spliced from 4 exons. The record is from RefSeq and is a predicted model, not a curated record. Gene Ontology annotation, cellular component: BRISC complex; BRCA1-A complex. Gene Ontology annotation, biological process: double-strand break repair. The coding region runs from base 128 to 1276 and encodes 382 amino acids.